Fusarium fujikuroi IMI 58289 is the source of this 7509-nucleotide messenger RNA. RefSeq names its product related to ankyrin 1. The record is from RefSeq and is a predicted model, not a curated record. Gene Ontology annotation, molecular function: protein binding. Bases 1 to 7509 code for a protein of 2502 amino acids. NCBI's taxonomy places the organism in Eukaryota, Fungi, Ascomycota, Sordariomycetes, Hypocreales, Nectriaceae. The transcript is spliced from 4 exons.
AUGGCGACGCAAAUGCCUCCCCCAAGCCAUGCAAGUGUGCAGAGUCUCUGGGACCAAGCAUUCAACUCCCUCGGCGCAGAUCUCAAGACAUCGCUCGGCCAGGCUGCGACGCAUAAGCGCGACAUUCUGGCUGCCGCUCUGGAAGCAGCGGAGACCCGAAAAGCCACUAGUCUCCGUAAACGCUGGAAGUUCAAGCGGUCAAAUGGAGAAGUCGUGAUUAUCCGAGAUGUUCUCGAAAAGAUUGCUAAAUGGAUCGAUUCCUUCAAAGCGGUUGGCGAUGCGGCUGUCCAGUUUGAUGCCAGCAACGCUUCGCUGCCCUGGGCCGCAGUCAGGCUGCUUCUUCAAGUGACAGUCAAUGAUGUCCAGCAGUACGGAACCAUGAUUCAAGACCUUGAGGUGGUGUCUCGAAUCAUUGCACGAUACAAAGAGUUUGAGAAUCUGCAUCUUGGCCGAGAUGAACACGCUCAGCCUGCACUUGAAACAGCCCUCACAGCAUGUUUGCAACCCCGUCAAGGAAGAAGUUCACUGACCCGAGCAGUCCGACUCGCCAAGAGUGUCUUUUGGACGGGCGACGAUGGGAUACGAAAGAUCUUAUCCCGAGAAGACGAGGUUCUCAAACUAGCUAAACUUCAGGAUACUUCAGAUCUGCGCUUUAUCCAGAAGACAGUUCUUCGCCUCAGGGAUCAAAUAAACAAUAACACCAAGCGUGUCGAAGAGGACGAUUAUAUAAAGAUGAUAUCCUGGAUGUCUACGUCGCCAUUCUCAAUCCAUCACGAGACCAUAUCCGAUUCAAGAACGCCAAAUUUCGGCCAGUGGCUUCUGAAGCAUGAGGCUUACAGAAACUGGUGCGAGUCUAGCUCUUCAUCAACACUCUGGAUCCAUGGAAUCACGGGUUCAGGCAAGACCAGUCUUUUCUCUGUGAUAGUUGAUUCAUUGCGGGCAACCUGGGCUUCACAGCCAGAAUCGACGCCCUUCGCAUAUUUCUACUGCCUCAAAAGCGAGUCAGAACCGGAGAGAUCGUCAGCGGACGGAUCCCUCCAUAGCAUUCUACGCCAACUCGCGAUUACAGAAACCCAAAGUGAUGUUCGAGACUUUUUCUACUCCGACUUCCAGCGCCGCUCCAGAUCAGCUCUCCUCCAGGGACUGGACCUUCCGAAAAUGAGUAGGAAAGAGUGCGUGGAUCGUAUCGUCCAAGUCGCCAAUGAAGACCCCAUCACAAUAUUGCUCGAUGGUGUUGAGCAGGUUGAGGAUGAGAGUUCCGAUAUUCUCUUGCAGUGUUUAUCUGACAUCAUUUCAAGGGCCGAGAACGUCGUCAAGGUGUUAAACACAAGCAGGAAUAGCCUCGAUAUCCUCUCAUCCCUGCCGACUGCCAAGGAGAUAAUUGUGACGGCCGACCUUGUCCAUGAUGACAUGGCUCAGUUCAUUAUUCAGAAGAUUGACGACACCAAACUAAUCAGUGGAAGGCUCUCACCGGACAAAAGAAGCUGCUUGACAAAGGAGCUGCUAGAGGGUGCAGGCGAAAUGUUCCUAUGGGUCCACCGACAAAUCCAUCAGCUUCGCAAAGUAAAGAACGAACAUGAUCUGCUUCCGGCUCUCCGGUCCAACAUUCUAUCUGAUCUCGACAUGCUAGAGUUUAUCCUCCGUACUAAGCAGUGUCUAUUCUCUGCUUCCGUAGCUCACAGUUUGCUGGCAUCGACCUGCAUAAAAGUCAGUGCGCGUGGUCCGCCUGAUAGUGGAAGCCUGGAACAGCAGGUUCGAGGCUUCUUCUUCUAUUCCGCUACGCACUGGGCAGGCCAGUUUGAGAGUUCAAGGGUUGUCAAGAAGGAGGACAAGCUGUUUCAAGAUAUGAUCUCAUUCGUCUUCGAGGAUGAGGACUAUGAUGUCAGCCUUUCCUUCGAAGCCUGGCUAGAUACUGCGAAGGAGAUUGCACGGCUGCUGCCGAGGGAUCACCCAAUGAAGCCGGCUCUUGAUGCCAUACCAAACGCAACGUCAUCUCCUCUCUUCUUAGCGGCUGUCUUUGGUAUAGACGGCCUGCUGAAUCUUAUUGCAGAGUCAGAGAGUGAUAUAGACUGGGACCAACAAAAUGGCCUUGGGCACACCGCACUCUACCUCGCCGCUGCCACUGGUCAUCUCUCCACUGUGACGGCUCUGAUUGAUAAAGGUGCAAAGCAGGACGUCGAAUGUGGUACAUAUGGAAGUCCGUUGCAUGUUGCGUGUUUCAGAGGAUAUCAAGACAUUGCAGAGGAGCUGCUUCAACACGGUGCAUCUCCACAAUGUGGCUCGAAGUUUCAGAGCGCCAUCCAAGCCGCAUCUCAAGGAGGGCAUGAAGAUAUCGUGCUCUCUCUUAUUAGGCACGAUAUUAUCAACUCCGAGGAUGACUACGAGCAAGCCAUGCAGAUGGCAACAGAGUAUGGCUUCAUCAAGGUCAUCGACCAGCUUCUGAAGCCAGAGUUCAACCACUUUGUAGAGAAAGACACACCAGACAAACACAAAAUGAGAUUAGCCAAGGCGAUCAAAGCCGGUCAGCUAUUUGUUCUACAGCGUCAGAUUGCCAAAGCACCACCGGGAGCGGCAGACACUUUCCCAAAAGACGCGGUUGCAAUCGCCGCUCUCUAUGGCCAUACAGAUAUGGUCAAGUAUCUCCUGGAACAAGGUCUCGAUAUUGAAGCCGAAGGUCAGUUCGGCACGCCACUCCGUUCAGCAUGCUUGAUGAACCACAAGUCCACGGUCGAAGAGCUACUCAAGCGCGGUGCCAACAUCAACACAGAAGAGCGGAAAGGCAAUGCCCUUUACGUCGCCGCUGCAAAAGGUCACAAAGAUAUCGUGAGGAUACUACUGGACGAAGAUGCAGAUCUUCACCAGAAAACGGGAUCUUGUGGCACUGCGUUGCAUGCAGCAGCAUAUCAUGGCCAUAGAAAAGUUGUCGAGAUGCUUCUUGACGCUGGCGCAAAUGUUCAUGUCGAGGGUUCGUCUCCAGACGCGUUUCAUGCCGCUGCUGAAGGUGGUCAUCAGAACAUCAUCAUGCUAUUCCUGGAACGAGGUUACAGGUUCCUUUACGAGCCACCGAGUCCCAAGUACAGGAGAGCUCAACCUUCACCAUACAGGCCGCUUUAUCGGGAGGUUUCUCCAGGAAGAGAUAAACAUCCUCGCUCUAAAUUGUGGCCACACCUUUGGAAACGGGCAGCUGGAACGGCCGAACCUGGGUCUGACACAGGUGCCCGUGACAAUAUCACUCGAGUCGAGACUGACGAUGAAAUGGAGAUGAUCGCUAUUGAUCAAAGGAAUUCUCUCCGUGACGAUGAAAAUAGGCAGGACGGGUAUCGGAAGAACCGUCCCCUUACAGCUAGUGCUGCAAGAGGAAGGGAUGCAGUUGUCGUGAUACUACUGAGGCAAAAAGAAACUCUGGGAUUUAUGGACUACGAAGUUGAUGCUGCUCUCAAAGCAGCUGCCUCCAACGGCCACUUGAAUACUGUUAGGAUAUUGCUCGACCACGCAUUGAAGAUGAAGGGUCCGUUUAUUCAACGCAUCUACUCGACCUUGGAGAACAUACCAGAGGGCCGUCAUGAUAUCUUGCAACUUACUCUUGCUAAGGCCCUUGAGAGUGGCUGUACAGAAGAACAGAUUGACCAGCUGAGGCUCAAGCUUCCACCAGGAAAAGAGCGGUACAAAGUCGCCGUCAUGGAGCAACAAGUUCUGGAAGCAGACCUUCUGGAAUGCUGCACCUCCGGAAAUGUAUCUGUUUUGGAGGCUAUCAUGAAUUGUAAACACCAGCAACUACUGCAAGCCAACGAGCUCCUGGAAGGCCUACAGAAGGCUACAGAGAGGGGACAUAUCUCGGUAAUCAAGAGCUUGUUUAAGCUUAGUUCUCACCUACAACGCGCUGGCAUUCCUGACGACACAUUGAUAAGCGCUGCCGGAAAGGAUCUUGAGAUAUUGAAGUUUCUCCUCUCUCAAAAAGUCGAUGUAUCUAAAUCCGAAUUCCUUCUGAGCCGAUUGAUCUAUACGGCUUGUAGCAAGGGACAGCCUGAAAUUAUCGAAUAUCUCAUAUCCAACUUCGGUAUCGAUGUCAACGCCAACAUUCCUGAAGACGAGAAACCCAGGCGCUUUAGACGUAUGAGGCAGUCUGCCGACCCUCGCCUUACGAGUGCCCAUAUAACUACCACUGAUGGAGCAGAUGGUUCGACACCGACUAACGACAGUCGUCUUGUCAGUCUUUUACAAGUUAGCCUGGGCGCUUUUGACACUUAUGAGAUGCCUUACUAUGCGAGGUGGUAUAGGGAUAAAAUAAUGCCUCAACAGCAGAAAACGAUCCAAACACUACUGAGAUUAGGUGCCGAUCCGAACAGUCUAGGUGGAAAGGAUGUUUAUCCUCUCCCAUAUGCAGCGAGAAUCUGCCCAGGUGUCGUGGUAAAGGACUUGCUUGAAGCUGGAGCAGAUGUCAAACUCGCAGGUCAAGGAGACUUAGCUCUUUUGGGAGCAGUCCAGAGAGAAAUGGAAGCCAUGGCGGUUAUGAACAGGCUAUUAGACAAUGGCCACCCUCUUCCCGACUAUUUUGACAGAGGCAAGGCGCUUCUAGACAAAGUCCUCAAAUUCUUUGAAGGCGAUAGAGGGCGGCAGACAUUCCACAGUAUUAUCGAUGACCCAGACGGCCGCUUUGAACAGGCCCCGUCUUUGGAGUACAUCUUUGAACAAGGGCCAGGGGCGAUACCCGAGUUCCUUUUACAGAAGUAUGAUACAGGCAAGCUGGAAGACACAAGAUAUGGGCUAGUUCUCCAGAUGGCUUGCGUACUGGGCAAAGCUCCUCUUGUCGAGUUGCUCUUAUCUCGGGGAGUCGGUGUGGACGCCACGGGAUAUUACUAUGGAAGUUCUCUACAGGCCGCGGCACGUACUGGCCAGCUACAGAUCGCCAAGAAACUACUAGACAAGGGAGCAAAUCCAAAUGUGAUACAGGGCCGUUGGCACACAUCCCUACACGCAGCGAUUGUUGGUGGCUAUCUCGAAAUCGUGCAGCUUCUGCUUCAACAUGGCGCAGAUCCUAAGUUGCAGUUCAGAAUUGAACGACAGUCACACAGCGAAAGAGGGUUAGCAUCAUCAAGCACACUUCAGCUUGCUCUACAAGAGGGACAUACGGAAAUUGCAAGACUACUCCUUGAUACGGACCCAUCACUAGUCCAAGAAGAGGGUCGCCUCCAACAUCCUCUUAUCAUAAGCUGUCAAAAAGGAGACGACGCCAUGACAGAGCUGUUACUAGAAGCCAAUGCUCCAUUCAAUGUACGAGGCCACAAAGAAGCUAAUGUGGCAAGUAUGGAGGUUCAAGAUGCGAGUCCUUUGCAUGCUGCUAUUUCUGGACGUCAUGUCAACGUCGUCAAAGCGCUUUUGUUGAGGGGCGCUGAUGCCAACCUAGAAGUUGACGACUGUGACUGCCAAACACCACUGUUGGCAGCGAUCCAAAGAGGGGAUUUGCGUAUAAUAAGACUCCUUCUUGACUCUGGCGCAAAGCUCGACAGUUACAGUCUUCAGAAAGCCUGCAGAAGUGGAGAUCUUGCUAUUGUUGAGGCACUUCUUGAACAGUUGUUCAAUGACGGGGAGGGCCCAUUUGAGAUCAUUGACGAAACUUUGGAUUCACUGAUAAUGGAAAAGUUUACUGACUACAGAACUCUCAACCUUGUCCUUGACUAUGUACCUCCAACUCCGAAAAGAUUUCUCUUGGUGUGUUCCUCAGGCUCUGUUCCCCUGGUACGAAGAAUGAUUCAACAAGGCAUCAGUGUCGAUGGCAGUGAUGAAGAGGAAGAUAGUCCCUUGCAAGUAGCUUGCUACUACUUGAACUUUGAAGUGGUGCGGUUACUGUUACAACGCGGCGCGAACGUCCGAUCAAGAUCAUCUCAGCCAGGAGACCCAAUUACUCUGGCACUAUGGGCUUGCGCUUUACCCUUGCAGCAGCAACUGGAGCAACGAGGGACAAGACAUCAAAAAUAUCGUGCAGAAAGUGCGGACUACCGAUCGAUACAGAGAUGUACUAGCAUCGUUCGGAUUUUACUUGAAUGCGGCGCCACUCCUGAUGGUGGAACGCAUGAAAUGGAGAGUCCACUUCAGCUGGCUUCUUUUAUUGGCAACUUGGAAAUCUUUAAGCUUUUGAUCAAAAACGGAGCCAGCGUAGAUAAAAUCACGGGAAGCUUCAAGACUCCCCUUUUCUCAGCUUUACAAGGGAACAACAGUGACAUCAUAUCACUGAUUCUGGAAAAGGGGGUCGACGUCAACUACGUUCAUCCAAUUCAUGGUUCAGCAUUGCACUUGGCCUGCCAGUAUAAUAACGAGCCUGCUGUUCUACAGUUACUUCAACAUGGUGCCUCACCCGCUUUGAAAAACGCAAACAGAGUCACAGCUCUAACGUUAGCCCUCGAGUCUGCAGCCUCUUAUUAUGGUGCAAGCCAGAAUAUAUCCCGACUCAUUUGUCGACACUCGACAACGCUCGACAUCACGGAUAGCGACAUCAUAGCUGCAGCUCGGGUAGAGCCCAGCGACUUGCUGUCUUUUCUCCUUGACAGGAGAGGAGAAGAGCCAGUGACAGAAGAUCUCGUCAUUCGUUUCCUCAGCGAAGAGAGACGGCCAAGUCAAGAAAACCUGGAGGUUUUGUUUGAUCGUAAUCAGGGACUGGAAAUAACUCCAAAGAUGCUGAAUGUUGGGCUCUCUGAACAGGCUUUCAGAAGUCUAACACAGGCUCGCCAGCUUUCAGUGGACAUUACUCCUGACAUGCUCGAAUCUCAAACAGAUCUCGGGACCCUGAAAGCACUCAUAGGGUACCAGCCCGACGUCGAAGUAACGGAGGGUCUUGUGAUUAAAAUACUGUCAAUUGUCCCGCGUUACAGCAGAUGGUGGCAAAGGGAAGAGAGUACCGAGCUUCUCUUGUCACUAUGGCCUCGAGACUUGCCAUUAUCAGUGACUAACGCCAUGCUGAAAGCAGCAACGUCAUUGCCCCACCUAGAGUUCUUACUCGAGCGCCUUGGUUCGGCCCAAGGACAGUUACAAGAUGUCGCGGUAUGGAUUUGCGAACAGGGCACUGAUUAUUCCGGCACGCGAGACAACAUGUUAGCACUGGUCCUGAAGGUUGACCCAAAAGUUGACCUCUCACUUUGUCAUCUUGAGAAGAUAAUGGUUGGUGCCAAGCCUUUGAUGUUAGAUAUGGUCUUGACGCAUACGCCUUCCCUUCCAAUCACAGAGACGUUAUUUCUCAGUAUCUUCAGAGAGUAUCCAGACGCCCUAGAGUACACGCGCAAAGAGUUUGCGGAAGUACUUAUAAGGCACAAGAAGAAAUUUGUUUUCACGGAGAAGAUUCGCGAAGCUAUUGAUACGGCGUAUCAAAAGCAUUCUGACAUGGACAAGAGAGACACAUGGUACAAUUUGAGGGAAAGGGAUGAAUCUCAGGAGGAAGCUGAGGCCAGGCAGGCAGAGGAGAAUGAUGGAAACAAGAACGGCGAUCACGACCACCCACGAGACAAUAUGGGUAAGUGA